AUGACUUGGAGAAAAUUCUUCGGCUGCGCUUACACUACUCAGUUGAAAAACAGACUUUUGUCAGAGAUAGAGCUUUGGUUUAUACUAGAUACUUCUAUAUAUGAACCUGUUAUCAAGUGCUUCAUGACGUUAAUAGACCGGUUCAUUCGUCGUGGUCAUGAUGUGAAUCCAUUGAUUGAUAAAGGACUCAUCCAUGAACUAACAAAGAGACUAGCGGCAGUCAGUGACUCGUCCUCAUCAUCUCCACAAUCCGUUUCAAUCAUCGUUAACUUACUAUCAACACUCAUCAGAGGAUCAUCAAGCACAGCUAAUGCUGUACUAAGAUCUAAUUUACCUGACAGUAUCAAGCAAGCAGUCAAAGGAGAUGAAAGAUGUGUACUUGAUGUCCUGCGUCUUAUUGAGCUACUGCUAAUAUUAUUGUUUGAAGGAAGGAAAGCUCUUCCAAAGAACCUCCAGCCAUUAGCAUCAAGGCAGAUAGAGAGCUUCCCUGGAGAUGCUUCCAACAGGCAUGUCAUUGAAGCCAUUCGUGCUGGAAACAAUGAAGAAUUUUUUGAAGCUAUGGAGAGUGGUAUUGAUAUUAAUCAUAUGGAUGAUGUUGGUCAAACUCUAUUAAAUUGGGCUUCAGCAUUUGGUACACUUGAAAUGGUUGAAUAUUUGCUGGAGAAUGGUGCUGAUGUUAAUCGUGGCUUAAAGUCAUCAUCCCUACAUUAUGCUGCUUGUUUCUGUCGUCCUAGCAUUGCUAAGAGGCUGUUACAGUUUGGGGCAGAUACUGAGCUGAGAGAUGAAGAUGGUCACACUCCAUUAGAUAAAGCACAGGAGAGAGGUGACGAGUGGUAUCAGCAAUGCUUAGAAAUAUUUGACAACUCAGACAAUGUUCUUCGUGACGACGAUGAUGAUGAUGAUAGUGAUUCAUUUGACUCUGACAGUGAUGCUGAGAGUAAAAUAAAAGACAUGAUAUCAAGUACCGCUGCUACUGGGACUGGCCCUGCCUCUAGUGGGGGGAAUAAAGUCAUUUCAGGUAAUAUAAUAGAGCCUAGUGGGCAGACAACAGCAGCAGCUAAUAAUGAAGAGAAUAAGAACAAUGGUAAAGAGGAUGCUAGCAGUGAUAAGGUUGAUCCUGAGUUAAUUCCUGUUUAUAUGAAGUUACUGUUACCAUUACUUGUGGAAGUGUUUCAUUCUAGUUUAUCUCAGACAUUGAGGAAAGAGUGUCUUAGACUUGUUUGUAAAAUGUUUCCUUUUGUAUCUAAAGAAGUAUUGCAAGAUAUCUGCUCGGAUAGCGAAUCACAACGAUCAUUUCCUGGACAAAUAACUGAAGUAUUAACAUCAACAUUAGAGAUUGAGGAUGAUUUGGAUGGCCAGUUGGCUGCUCUUACUAUUCUUGAUGAGUUGCUUGGUAAAGUACCGGACACUUUCCUUGAGCAGUUCUUGAGACUCGGUCUCCCUGUUCAUGUAUCAAACAUUGCAGUACCUCCCAAAGAAGCUGAGGAACCUUCAACUGAAGAAACAGAUAGUGGACCGCUAUCUUUGAAAGAGUCUGAAGUAUUACAAGAUGCUACUGAACUGACUCCAUUAGUUCCUUACCAGUGGAAGGACUGGGUCUUCAUACGCUCAUCAGAAUGUUUGUUUCUAUGGAAUGAGCACAUUGUCCUUGAACUAUCACGAGUGAGUAAUGGCUGGUUUCGCUAUCUCAUGGACAAGAAAGUAGCUACCAUGUACUCAAGUGGCAGCGUUGAAGGAAGCUCCUCUUCUCUUGGGGGGAAGUCUGAUUUUAUUGUUAAGAUGCAGCUCUGCUGUUCACAGGUUCCCUCAGAUGCUGUACUCUACCCAAUCCUGUCCACUCCUUCUCCAGUGAAGCUAAAGAUAGGCCACUGGAGCUUGAGUUGUGAGAAAGAAGGAGAAAUAGUUAUACACAAUGCUGAGAGUUCACAAGCUACUUAUUUAAGAGACGCAUCAAGUGAUGUUUGUGUUUUGUUUGAGAGUAAUCGUCAGAGGAAGAUCCCAUUAACUCCAAACACACCAUUAGGAGGACAAUUUCAUUUUGCAUGGAACGAUAAAAAAGGAAUGAAAUAUAAAACUAAAGCUGAUGUUACCAAAGAACAGAUAUCUAGUUUAGCCUGGAAGAUACAACAGAAAUAUUUUACAUCAAAUAGUGAGGGGACAAGAAAAGUAGCAUUUGAGCUUCAGUUGAUAUUAAAGAAUAUUGAAGACACUUGUCUUGCUCACGAAUCUGAUGUUUCAUUGGAUUCUGGUAUGGGCUGGAAAGAAGAGCUUCAGUUUGGUCUUCAAGCUUUAUCUGACUUACUAAAGGAGGAGAGCACUCUAUCAGCUUUUGAGGUUCACAGCAGUAGCCUGGUACAGGUUUUAUUGCAUUGUAUUUCUGGGCAGUUUUCUGAAGAGCCUGUACCUGCUCAGAAAAUUAAUGAAAGGUUUAAUCUUUUUAAGGAAGUGUUCUCUGAUGCAGAUAAGAACGCAUGUUUAAGUGAAGAGUCCAAUAUAUCCCCACCCUCAGUGAGUUUGGUUAAGAAGUUGAUAGCAGUUCUUGAAGCUGUGGAGCGACUCCCUCUAUUGUGCCAUGAUGCUCCAGGAACACCUCUUAACCUUCAGAUUAUUCAGCGUAAGCUACAUUUCAAGCUAGAGAGAGCUCCUGAUGAAGGAGAUUUAAGGGAUUUCUCUGGAAAAACGUUCAAAACUGAGCCACUUGUAACAAUUAAAGGUUUAGAAAAAUUUCUAAGUGGAAGAGCUGCGAAGCAGUGGUAUGAUUUUGAGAGGACGUCUUAUCAUUUUGUAAGUGUGUUGCAAAAAAUGAAAUCACCGUUAGUGUUUCAACAUGUGUCUGACUUUGAUGAGAAUGGAAUCUUUUACUGGAUAGGAUCCAAUGCAAGGACGUGUGAUUGGGUCAAUCCAGCUGCUCAUCAUAUAGUAGUAGUUAGUUCAUCUGAUGGAAGGAUACUUCCUUAUGGCAAUCUUGACGACAUACUUUGUAGAGAUGAUACUCCGGCCAACUGUCACACUAAAGAUGAUCGUAACAGCUGGUUUGCUGUAGACACUGGUGUCUGGUUCUUCCCUACCCAUUACUCACUGAGGCACUCAAGGGGCUAUGGCAAUCGGUCAGCAUUGAGGAGUUGGGACUUUCAAGUAUCAAAGGAUGGGGUUACUUGGACUACAGUUUAUUCUCAUGUUAAUGACAACUCACUAAAUGAGCCAGGAUCAACUGCCUCCUGGUCUUUGUCCCCACCCACUGAUCCUGAGGGGUGGCGUCAUUUAAGAUUGAUCCUCACUGGUCCUAAUGCUAGUGGUCACACUCAUUAUCUCUCACUGUCUGGUCUAGAAGUGUAUGGUGAAGUAAGAGGACUAGCUGAUAAUGAACUAGGUAAAGCAGCUAAAGAGCAAGAGAGGCAGUUGUAUCAAAAGAGACGCUUUGUGAAGGAGCACAUAAUGAAGAAGCUUCAUAUAGGAGCUAGAGUUGUACGUGGAGUUGAUUGGAAGUGGAGGGAUCAAGAUGGAAUACCACCUGUACCUGGAACUGUAAUAGGAGAACUAAGAAAUGGUUGGGUUGAGGUCCAGUGGGAUCAUGGUAGUGCUAAUUCUUAUAGAAUGGGAGCUGAAGGGAAGUAUGACUUGGAACUGACUGGAGAAGAGCCAGCCAUUCCUCCUCCCCCAGAAUCAGAGGAGACAACUAGCAAUACCCCACCAGCUCCUGAUAAUGUCUCUGAUGAGGAUGAUGAUGAUCCUGUACACCAGAAGACUUGGGAUGAUGACUGUAUAUUGAAGCAGUCUUUUUCAGCUCUUGUUUCUGCUUUUGAUCCCCGCCCUGGUCAAACCAACGUACCUCAAAUACAGGAUUUUGUAAUUCCACUUCCCGGUAGUGUGAAUCAAACAGUGGAUGAUAGCAUAGACGCUAAAUUUAAGAGGGUCAAGUUAGCCUUGUUUGUUAAGUAUCAAGGGCUUGAGCUGAUAAUGGAGGACUCCAGUAAGCCAAUAUGUCACUAUGUACAGAGACUGCUCCAGCAUUUGCCAAAAGGAGAGAGAAAGAGGAGAGUGUGGGACGAAACAUUUACGUUGGUUUAUCGUGACAGUUCUCAUGUUAUUUCCUCUGGACAAUGGCUUGGUCCUGUUUCAUAUGUUGCAUCAAGUCUUUUGUCUGGCGUCAUUUCAAAAGAGGAUGUUAUUCUCUUCAUUCGAAAGAAUGGAAAGGAAAGCUUUCUGAGGAAAUGGAAACUGACCGAACCAUCAUCUGUCGCCAAAAAAAGUAUUACAUUCUCUGAGUUAACUGAUAUCUAUAAGGAGUUGAUUGAAACACCAAGAAGAGAUGGUGCUAUGAUUGAUAUUGAACCAGCUGCCUCUGAUCAAGAAUCAACAGUCUAUGAUGUCAUGUCACUCUUAAAGCUUUUUUAUGACAUGUCUGAAAAUGACAUGCUCAAUAUCCCUACUGAGAUAUUUCAAAGUAGAAAACUAGUAAAUAAACUAGUCCAGCAAGUUCAUGACCCAUUAAGCCUUGCUAGUGAUUCUUUACCCGAUUGGUGUUAUAAAUUAACAGGACACUAUUCUUUCCUGUUUCCUUUUGAAACAAGAGAAAUGUUCUUCCUAAGCACUGCGUUUGGCACCUCGAGAACUGUAAUCUGGCUCCAAAAGUGUUGUGAUGAAGUAUUGGAGAGAAUACGUGGUGGUGCUCUUAAGAAAGAAGAGCAGUAUGAAUAUCAUAUAGGAAGGUUGAGACAAGAUAGGGUCCACAUUCCCAGAAAGGAGGAUGAUAUCCUUUUGUGGGCCUCAUCAGUAUUGCAUGCACAUGCCGAGAGAAAAUCUGUCCUUGAGGUUGAGUUUCUGAAUGAGGAGGGAACUGGUUUGGGCCCUUCUCUUGAAUUUUAUGCACUCGUUUCUGCUGAGUUUCAGAAAAGCUCUCUUGGUAUGUGGUUGACUAAUGAUCGAUCAAGUCUACAACAUAAUGAUAUGUCUAGACAGGUUGACAUUGGUUUAGGUGUCAAGCCUCCUGGAUAUUAUGUACAAAGGUCCUGUGGUCUGUUCCCCGCCCCAGUUCCCAGUAGUAGUCCCGAGUUUGACAGGAUAUGCAAGCAUUUUGAAUUACUUGGACUGUUUCUGGCAAAAUGCUUACAAGAUGGUCGUAGGGUUGACAUACCUCUAUCCGAGUCGUUCCUUAAGCUGAUGUGUUUCAAACAAGUCAUUACAGAAGACCCUGGGACUCUUCCAUCAAUCACGAGACCCAGUGAGGAAGAGAGGAGAGAUGAUGACGUGACGCUCAAUUCUUCUGACAAUGCAAUCAACAACAACCCAACCUCUUUCAGUAAUGAUACUAACACUAUUACUGGGCAAGAAGCAACCGGAAAAGAGAAGAUUAUGAUGGAUGAAGAGAGGAGAAAGGAGAGUUCUGCUGCUAAGGAUGCCAGCAAAGAUGAUGCAGCACUUAUGAAUGACAAAGUUCAUAGUUCAAAAACAAGUGGGAAUACCGUACCUUGGUUUACUGGAAUAUUAACUAUGGGUGAUCUUGUUACCAUUGACCCUUACAGGGGUAAAUUUCUUGUACAACUACAAGAUUUGGUUCAACGUAAGAUUGAAUUAUCUGAGAUGGAGAUGACACAAUCGGUUGAUGGCCUACUAUUAGAUGAUGGUUCACAGCUCAGUGACUUAAUGCUGAACUUCACUUACGCACCAUCAUCAUCGAGUUAUGGUUAUGAAUGGUAUGAUUUAACUGAUAAUGGUUCAGCAACUGAGCUUGAUAAUUCUAAUGCUGAAGAGUAUCUUGCCUUAACUAAAGAUUUUGUUUUAGAAUCAGGAAUUAGAAAACAACUAGAAUCAUUUAAAACUGGUUUUGAUCGUGUGUUUUCAAUGAACAAGCUACAGAUAUUUUCUCCUUACGAGCUGAGACUGUUACUCUGUGGUGAACAGUCUCCCUCAUGGACACGGGAAGACAUAUUAAAAUACACUGUACCAAAAUAUGGAUACAAUAGUGACAGUCAUGGAUACCAACGAUUUGUUAAUGUUCUUGUGGAAUUAGACUCUGAUGAAAGAAAAGCUUUUGUACAGUUUAUAACCGGCUGUUCUUCCCUUCCUCCUGGAGGUCUAGCUAAUCUGCAUCCUCGGCUAACUGUUGUUCGUAAAGACUCCAAGGAUGACAACAUGUUUCCGUCAGUUAACACUUGUGUCCAUUAUCUUAAAUUACCCGAAUAUUCAUCUGAGAGAAUUUUGAAGACAAAAUUAAUGGAGGCCACUUUUGAGAAAGGCUUUCAUCUAAAUUAACUGUAAUAAGUAUAACUGAUUAACUGUAAACAGGAUAGAGUGGUCCUGCUUUAUCAUCAGUAUUAUUAACCACAUCCUGUAUAUCAUUACAUUGUAUAAAUUUAACAAUAAAAAUAAUGUUUCUUCCACACAGUGUUACAUUA
Molecule: messenger RNA, 6395 nt
Organism: Amphimedon queenslandica
Lineage: Eukaryota; Metazoa; Porifera; Demospongiae; Haplosclerida; Niphatidae
Product: E3 ubiquitin-protein ligase HECTD1-like
Exons: 41
Coding region: 1-6252 (2083 amino acids)
Biological process (GO): proteasome-mediated ubiquitin-dependent protein catabolic process; anatomical structure development; protein K63-linked ubiquitination
Cellular component (GO): nuclear speck
Molecular function (GO): protein binding; ubiquitin protein ligase activity; metal ion binding
Source: RefSeq, a predicted model, not a curated record